This is a messenger RNA of Culicoides brevitarsis, 703 nucleotides long. RefSeq lists its product as uncharacterized. The record is from RefSeq and is a predicted model, not a curated record. NCBI's taxonomy places the organism in Eukaryota, Metazoa, Arthropoda, Insecta, Diptera, Ceratopogonidae. Gene Ontology annotation, molecular function: odorant binding. The coding region runs from base 121 to 612 and encodes 163 amino acids. The transcript has 2 exons.
GAAACAGCUGUCGUUUACUAUUAUCUGUAACAAAAGCUGUAAACAUUUUGAUUCAAGUGAAAAUAAAAUCAUUCCAUUUUUGGAUGACAAAGAGCAUAGACAUCAAACUAUUAUUUUACAAUGAAAUUCUUGUUAGUUUUAGCAGCUUUCUGUGCUUUUGCACAUGCCGACCAUAAAUGCACGGAUCGUGCAAAAUUUCUGGAAUAUCGUGCCGAAUGCGCUACUGCCAAUGGAGUUUCCGAGGAGCAAAUUGAGAAGCUGAAAACCUACCAAUUUGACUUUGAAUCCGAAAAUGUUUAUUGCCACGUCAAGUGCAUUUUCGAAAAGAUGGACUUAUUUGCCGAGGAUAAGUUUUUAGUUGACAACGUGCUUCACCAAUUGCAUCAUGGUACAAAGGAUUUGGAUGAUGCUGCAGUUCGCGGCGAUUUGGAGCACUGCGUUGAAGAAUUCAAAGGCGAAAGUGAAAAGUGCAAAUUCGUUUUUGACGUAUUGAAGUGCUUCAAGGCUAAAAAUGAAAAGAAUGUUGAUUAUUUGAAGAAUAGCUUUGUUCCACACGAUAAAGAGCACUCUCACGACCAUGAUCAUUCGCACGAUCAUACUCAUCACCACUAAACUUUUUGUCGUCUUUAAAUAAUAUUUUUCUAUAAUUAUUUAAAAACAAAUGGAAAAAUAAAAUCGCGUUAAUAUUUUAUUAUAAAGCUAA